CAUCUUUUAGACGAACACGAAAAACUGGCAGGCGAUCAUGCACUAGGAGCAACAAAUACGAUGAAUACACCGUUAACAUCAUCGCCAGAGAAUAACAUGCGACAAUUCCAAGGAAAUUAUCCUUUUCCUUCGCCCGGAUACAGACCGCAAAGGUGUCCCUUGUGCGACAGUUCAAUUUAUCCUUAUUGCGGCGAA
Molecule: messenger RNA, 195 nt
Organism: Vollenhovia emeryi
Lineage: Eukaryota; Metazoa; Arthropoda; Insecta; Hymenoptera; Formicidae
Exons: 2
Source: RefSeq, a predicted model, not a curated record